This is a messenger RNA of Rhagoletis zephyria (snowberry fruit fly), 1383 nucleotides long. RefSeq names its product BRICHOS-like domain-containing protein out at first (gene oaf). NCBI's taxonomy places the organism in Eukaryota, Metazoa, Arthropoda, Insecta, Diptera, Tephritidae. The record is from RefSeq and is a predicted model, not a curated record.
UUGACAAGGUGUGUUGGACAAGUGUCGUGGUCGUUUGUAUCUUAUGCAAAGCGUUUAAAUAAAUAAUAACUUUAAAAACAGUAUAAUACGCCUGUAAAAAGUGUGCGGAAAAAGAUUUUCAAUUUAAUUGCGGUGAACCAUUUCACAAUUAACAAAAACAAGUUGCUAAAAAUCGUUCGGUUAAUACAAUUGUGCGAACGAUCAGAAUUACGAGUCUCGUGUUCAAUGGCGAUUCGUGUAACAAAAGAUGCAUAUUCCUUGAAAAUGCACUGAAAAAUACAACAGUAGUUCCGUCAAAAAUAAUCCAUACGUACAUAUGUCUUUACAAAUUACUAUGCGAUUGCUGAAUAAUCAAUGCUUUCCAAAAUAAUUAAAUAAAUUUAUAGUUAAUACAGUGAGUAGCUUAAUACAUUGGCUACCGAAAAAGUAAAAAAUUUGUGUUACCGACUUGUGUUAGUGCAGCAGCGUUCGUUUAUUUUCUGAACAAAGAGAAAAUGUGGCUGGGCAUAAGCGGCGACCGCAGCAUCAAAACAUUGUCCAUAGUGCCAUGUCAGCGGAGUGGAGCUAAAUUUAACUUUAUAAUCGUACUAUUCUUGAAUCUAUUGCUGAAUUCACGCAGUCAAUUGCUCAUCAACGUACAAAAUCAAGGUGGUGAAGUCAUACAAGAAAGCAUCACCUCCAAUGUCAGCGAGGACCUAAUUACUUUAGAAUUUCAAAAAACGGAUGGCACGCUUAUCACACAAGUCAUUGAUUUUCGAAAUGAAGUCAAAAUCGUCAAAGCACUCGUGCUGGGCGAAGAGGAACGUGGCCAAAGUCAAUAUCAGGUCAUGUGUUUUGUGACGAAAUUCAAUAAAGGCGAUUUCAUUUCAUCCGAUGCAAUGGCGAAAUUGCGUCAAAAGAAUCCCAGUACAAUACGUACACCGGAGGAAGAUAAGGGACGAGAAACGUUUACGAUGACAUCGUGGGUUCAUCUAAAUCGUUCAUUGCCAAUAACACGUCACCUGCAAACGUUAUGCGCUGAGGCCGCUGAUGCGACUUAUGUGCGUAGUGCCGAUCUGAAGGCGUGGGCGGAAUUGCCAGGCUCCUCCAUCUCUAGCCUGGAAGCGGCCGCUGAGAAAUUUCCCGACACACUCUUCUCACGUUGCAAUGAGGUGAGCGGCUUAUGGGCACCUUGUCUGUGUACGCUCGAAACCUGUAUCGGCUGGUAUCCUUGUGGCCUCAAAUAUUGCAAAGCCAAGAAUGGCGGCGAUUCAUCGGCGGCGGCACAGCCCAACUAUCGCUGCGGCAUUAAGACGUGUCGCAAAUGUAGCCAAUUUACCUAUUAUGUGCGACAGAAACAACAAUGUCUAUGGGAUGAAUGACGAGGGCUGUAUAUGAUGGGCU